Aegilops tauschii subsp. strangulata is the source of this 2577-nucleotide messenger RNA. RefSeq names its product L-gulonolactone oxidase 2-like. Gene Ontology annotation, cellular component: membrane. Gene Ontology annotation, molecular function: D-arabinono-1,4-lactone oxidase activity; FAD binding. The record is from RefSeq and is a predicted model, not a curated record. Lineage: Eukaryota; Viridiplantae; Streptophyta; Magnoliopsida; Poales; Poaceae.
GCUAGCUAGCAAGCGCGCCGAGCAAUGGAAGGUGGCCGGGUGCUUAUGGUUCUCCUCCUGUGGCUCUUGGUCAGCCUCGCUGGCUCCAGCCCUCCGCCGGAGCCAGUGGUCUGUGACUAUGCCUAUGGCACGUCCGGCUGCACUGUCUCCAACGCGUACGGCUCCUUCCCUGACCACACCGUCUGCCGCGCGGCCGACGCCACCUUCCCGCGCACCGAGGAGGAGCUUGUCGCAGCCGUGGCAGCCGCGGCGGCUGCCAAGCGCAAGGUGAAGGUGGCCACCAAGCACUCCCACAGCUUCCCCAAGCUGGCCUGCCCCGGCGGGAACGACGGCGCCAUCAUCAGCACGGCGCGGCUCAACAGGACAGUGAGCGUCGACGCCGCCAAGGGGCUGAUGACGGUGGAGAGCGGCAUGGUGCUCCGGGACCUCAUACAAGCGGCCGCCCAAGCUGGGCUUGCGCUGCCGCACUCGCCCUACUGGUCAGGCCUCACCAUCGGGGGCCUGCUGGCCACGGGCGCGCACGGCAGUUCGCUCAAGGGUAAGGGCGGCGCUGUGCAUGAGUACGUGGUCGGGAUGAGGAUCGUCACGCCGGCGCCCGCCAGCCAAGGGUUCGCGGUGGUACGGGAGCUCCGUGCCCACGAUCCUGACCUGGACGCGGCCAAGGUCUCCCUCGGCGUCCUUGGCGUCGUUUCCCAGGUUACGCUGGCCUUGCAGCCCAUGUUCAAGCGGUCAGUGACGUUUGUGACGUGCGACGACUCGGACCUGGCGGAGCAGGCCACCAAGUGGGGCAACCUCCAUGAAUUCGGCGACAUGGCGUGGCUGCCCGAGCAGCGCAAGGUGAUUUACCGUAAGGAUGACCGUGUGGCCAUCACGUCGGCGGGUGAUGGCCUCAACAACUACAUAGCCUUCCGCUCCAACCCAACGGCCGCGCUCAUGGCCGCCAGAGUCACGGAGGAGCUUCUUGAGAAGAACGCCAGCGCCAGCGCCCGGUGCAAGGCGGCACACAAGAUGGUAUCAUCGUUUGAGACAGUGGCGUACGGCUUCACCAACAACGGUCACCUGUUCACGGGGUACCCGGUGGUGGGGUUCCAGCACCGCAUCCAAGCAUCCAGCGCGUGUGUCGGCAGCCCAGAAGACAUGCUCCUUACCUCGUGCCCGUGGGACCCACGCACUCGGGGACUCCACUUCUACUCCAAUGCAUAUAGCAUCGCACUCUCCAAGGUGUCAGCGUUCAUUGCCGACAUGAAGCAGCUCCGCGAGCGCAACCCACUGGCCUUCUGCGGAAUCGACGCCAAAAUGGGUAUGCUCCUCCGCUACGUGAAGGCAUCUUCCGCCUAUCUCGGCAAGUCGGAAGACUCGAUCGACUUUGAUAUAACAUACUACCGGAGUUACACCAGAGGCGAGCCCAGCCCACAUUCUGACGUGCUGGACGAGCUUCAACAGAUGGCGCUACGCAAGUACGGAGCCAUCCCCCACUGGGGCAAGAACCGCAACUUUGCCUUUGAAGGCGCCAUUGACAAGUACCCCAAGGCUGACAAGUUCCUGGAGGUAAAGGGCAGGUAUGACGCCGAUGGGAUUUUCUCUAGCGAAUGGAGUGACCAGGUUCUCGGUAUUAGUGGGAGCCCAAUCAUUGUCGAGAAGGGUUGCGCUAUUGAGGGGCUUUGCAUCUGCUCCGAGCACUUGCAUUGUGCACCUGAGAAGGGCUACUACUGCCGCCCGGGGAAGGUGUACACAGAGGCAAGGGUCUGCUCAUUCCAACCUAUCUGAUGUGUUUACAUGGCAGCUUUAAAUUAUUCUGUCGUGUGCCCUUUAUACUUUUUCCAACAUGAUGCUUUUGCUUUCCAGGCCCGUGUGGUGACAAAAAAACUGUGUCCUAUGCGAUGUUGUUUCUUCAUCGAGAUGGCCGUGGUGACCCAAAAAAAAAUGUUUUCCCUUCUGUUUAUGUUUCACUCUACGGGUUUGCUAAUUCUAAUUCUUGUCUGCAUGAGAAUUAACAAAGUUACAUCUAACUUCUGCAUCAAUUGAUUAGUGACAGAAGGAAAAUAAUAGAAAAAAUCACUAGUGCAUGCGAGUCCAACGUAAAUGGUUAAAACCCCCUUAAAUGCACAAAAAGAACAAUACUUAAAUCCAAAAAGUCAUCGUUUCAACAACCUCACGUCAAGGAUCUUGAUUUGGAGCAGCAAAUUAUGUUCAAUGGAAACUUAGAGCAUGGUUACAGUAUAGUCAGUUGUUGGCUAUAUAUUGUUUUGUUUUUUUUGAUAAAAGACUUUUCAUUGAAUAGAUAUAUCGAGGUGAUACAAUCGUAUUGAAAGAAAGCCCGGCCUCUGCAUAGCUAGAUGCACACAGCCAAAAAGUCCAGAGCACCCUAAAAAUAAAAAAAUUCGAUACAAUGCCAAGCAAUAAAUCGUGUCCAGCCUAAGAAGCGGUAGACCCUAUCCGUAAAUCACACCGCCAUCCAUGUGGGUAGAAAACCUCCCUGGCCGUACGCUCCAGCCGUGUAGACGCCAUCAUAAAAAGGUCCCUGUCCUCCGGCUUCUGCAGGAUAGACCACGUACGGAGCCAUCGUGUAUAAACAUG